AUGGAUAAGAACGAGUUAACAGAUCAGCAACGCCUCGUUAUUGAAGCGAAACGCAGAAGAGCUCUCGACUGUCGGAUUCGCAAUCAAACUUCGGUGAUUCAGCAGCCGUUGGUCGCACGCGUUAAUGAAUAUAAUAUCAAGGGCCCCACCGAAGUCGCUACAAUAAUGCAUGCAUCACGUUCACAAAGCACCCUCGUGAAAUCCCAAACGACGACAAACAAAAUGCCCAGGAUUCCAGCACACCACAGGGCAAGAACUUUCGUCCCGUCAAACAUGCCUCUCAACAGUUUGAAUCGACCGGUGACAGGCAAGCCCGUGACGAUGGGAAAGGGAGUCACUCAACCAACUAACCAAAGCUUAGCUUCCUCAUCUCACGUACCAGUCGUGACAGUUGUUUGCUACCUCUCAUCCAGGUCAACCUUUGAGGUACAGGCUCGUUAUCACGCUGGCCUUUCAGAGCUUUAUAAAAGCAUGCCCACUCGGCAGUAUAUUCGCAGAGCUAAGGCAAUGCCUGGAAUUGCUAUAGAUGGUCUUCCGAGUGCUGUUCUCAAGACAUUUAAAUCCGCCUUCUCUUCGAACCCGUCGGAAGCUGUGGAGGGGAAUUCAACCGUUAAAAAUCUUUCAGAUUAUCUCCCAGCUGACUUGGUUCGUGUUCUGUUCCCUUUCCAACGAGAGGGCGUCAGUUUGGCUUUGGCACGAUCUGGUCGCGUACUUUUGGCCGAUGAUAUGGGAUUAGGAAAAACUAUCCAGGCAUUGGCUGUGGCCGCAGCCUAUCGUUCCGACUGGCCUUUACUGGUUGUCGCUCCUUCAUCUGUGCGUUUUUCUUGGCGUGAUCAGUGCAUGCGCUGGCUGUCGGGACCCUUACGCAUCACAUCGGCAGACAUCCUUGUUGUGGCGAACGGUCGUGAUAUGGAAGGGAUCAAUCAAUACACAACUAAGCUGAUAACGAUAAUCAGCUACGACCUGAUGGCUAAACAUGCUGAACAACUCAGACUGUGCAAUUUUGGUGUGAUCAUCAUGGCUACAAAGCGAGUUCUUUUGCUCAGUGGCACUCCAGCGGUUUCUCGACCAGCUGAACUAUAUUCGCAAAUUUCGGGUGUUGCUCCAAACCUGUUUCCUGGAGGGUUUCACGAGUUUGGGUUACGUUAUUGUGCGGCAAAAGAAUGUCCUUGGGGCUGGGACUACACCGGAUGCUCACAUAUGACGGAAUUGCAAUUGAUCCUGGAGGAAUCGAUCAUGAUAAGACGACUAAAGUCGGAUGUCCUCAGCCAGUUACCUCCUAAACGACGUGAAUUAGUCGUCUUAGAUCCGAACGUCAUCAAAGCCGGUCGACUAAAAUCCCACGCCAAACGGAUGGUCACUUCCAGUUUGCCUUCAGAUGAGAGACGUGCUGCGAUGUUACAAUAUUUUCACGAGACAGCAUCGGUAAAGGUGCCUGCUUUACAACAAUAUGUACUUGACUUAGUCGAAGUUGGUAGGAAAUUUUUGGUAUACGCACACCACACGGAGGUGUUGGAUGCUUUGAGUAAUUUGCUAAUGGAAAAGUCCAUUGACUUCAUUCGGAUCGAUGGUCGAACAAACUCUGAGCAGCGUUCCGUCGUAUGUAGAAAAUUCCAAGAAGAAGAAAACUGUCUUGUCGCUCUGCUAUCGAUUACGGCUGCAGGCACAGGACUGAACAUGACGGCAGCCAGCUUGGUUGUAUUUGCGGAAUUGUACUGGAACCCCGGUGCGCUGGUACAGGCUGAGGACCGGGCUUAUCGUAUUGGCCAGCAGGAUUCAGUAUCCGUAAGGUACCUCCUAGCCGAAGGCACCGCGGAUGAUUACAUCUGGUCACUGAUCGAAAAGAAGUUGAACGUUUUAUCCAAAGCUGGUUUGAAUCAAGAAACUUUCCGAACAGCGGAUACAACGCGACUCGGGACCACAGUUCAGCAAUCGAUCCUGGACUUUUUCGAAUCAGAACUCAUGACGGACGAUGAUGAAGAGGUUGACAGGUUACUCAUGAAUAUCCAUGAUCCGAAUGUGGCGGAUUCUUCUCCGGUAUUCGAAGAGGAACAAAACACAAAGCGUACCUCCCCGCCAGCAAAACGAACCAAACUGACCAAUUUGUUUGCGCAAGCAGUAACCCAGCCCGCUGCUGCUCCAGAUGUUCUGAACUGUUCCGGUCGGGUGCUCGUGUCUGAUACGCCUGAAACCAGUCCGGAUAAGUCAUCUGGUCAGACAGCCGACAAGGACUUUGUUGCCACUCCCGUGGCCUUGGGACCAUCCAGUACUUCAACUGACUUGGAGAAAACAGUUACACUGGAGGAAGAUGACACAGUUCUUCUCGAAGCCGCCAUUGCGGCUGAAGUCGCUUGGCUUACUGAGGGCUUACUGACAGAGACAGACGAGAAUCAGUUUGGUGGUAACUGAAAAACGGUGGUCUACCUACCUGUGGGCAUCCAUAUCGCUUUGAAGUGUAUUCUGAUCACUUUUAUUGAUUUUUACCAUAAUACAUCCUGUAAAUAGCUUUGCAUUGGAUUUGUGUAUGGUCUAUGGGAUAUGCUUUGAGUCAGAC
Molecule: messenger RNA, 2554 nt
Organism: Opisthorchis viverrini
Lineage: Eukaryota; Metazoa; Platyhelminthes; Trematoda; Opisthorchiida; Opisthorchiidae
Exons: 14
Coding region: 1-2409 (802 amino acids)
Biological process (GO): DNA repair; replication fork processing
Cellular component (GO): nuclear replication fork
Molecular function (GO): ATP binding; ATP-dependent chromatin remodeler activity
Source: RefSeq, a predicted model, not a curated record